Molecule: messenger RNA, 2660 nt
Organism: Schistosoma curassoni
Lineage: Eukaryota; Metazoa; Platyhelminthes; Trematoda; Strigeidida; Schistosomatidae
Source: the annotation of a GenBank genome assembly
GCAUGCCUACAAUUGAAGAAUUAAAAAAUAGUAAAGUGGAUUCUUCAAUAGAAAACAAAAAUUCUAAUUUGCGGAAAUUAUUAUUAGAGGAUACUCUUGAUGUUGCUCCUAUUGGUCUAACAUUCUGUUUUGAUCGUGAAUCAUUUCUAAAUGAUGACUUUAAACCGGACGAUUUUAUUUUGGAGCAACAUUGUCGUGGGAUAUCAUUAGAAAAACUUCGUGAUGAUCUUCUUCAAUAUUCUAAUAUUCUUAAGUCCAGUUUAAUUGAAUUGAUCAAUCAAGAUUAUGCUGAUUUUGUAAGUCUAUCAACAAAUCUUGUUGGUUUAGAUAAAUCAAUUGAUACAAUUGUCACACCAUUGAAACAACUACAAUCUUAUGUAUCGUCAGUCCUUGAUGAACUUGAAUCUACUGAUCAAGAACUAUCAGCUAAGUUGAAAUCUCUUCAGCAUAUAAAAAAUGAAAAGGAUUAUGCAGAUAGUUUAUUCACAUUGGAUGCAUGUGUGUCGCGUUUAGAACGUUGGCUAACACAAUCAAAUCAACCAUCAGUGAAUAAAGAACAAACUAAUGAUCAAUUAGAUCAUAAAUCUAAUAACAUCAUGUUAGGUGACAGUGAUAAUAAUGAAAAUGAGACGUCAAAAGGUAUUAAUAAUGAUGGCGAUGAAAACGAAUUAGAUAUAUGGCCGCCUGAAUUCUAUGCUGAUUGUUCUCUUCAUGAAGAUAUUGGACAACGUAUGGAUCGAAUUGCUAAUGAAUACAUUAAACUUCAAUUUUUCAAUAAAAAGUGUCGUGGUCAUCCAAUUUUAAAUUCAUUAAAACCACGUAUUAAUUGGAUUACAAUAAAUCUUCAAGAACAAUUAGAGAUACGUUUAAAGGAGAGUUUUAAUGCAUGUUGUUUAACAGUAAUUAAUACAAAUGUUGAUUGUACAAUACCGAAACAUUCUAUUGAACAAUUAAGACGAGUUAUUUCUACAUAUUUGGCCAUUGAUAAAUUAUCUGAUUUAUUGAUACUAUAUCGUAAAUUUGUACUUCAUGAUCAACUUAGCCAGAUAUUUACUCCUCGACCUGAGUUGACUCAUGCAGGUUCUGAUACUGCAAUAGCUGCUGAGACUUUGAACUCGAUGUACACCAGAGCACUGAAAGUUCUUGAUUCACAAAUUUAUUAUGUGAAAGAACAGAUCAUUAAAUGCUCACCCGAAGGCUCUGAACCUUUAUCGGAUUUCGAUUGUUUAGUCGGUGGAUUUUGGCCUGAAACAAUUGAUCUUAUCUGUAAUAAUCUACCGGAAAUAUUUUCUCCAGGUCAUCCAGACAGAUUCUAUUCAUUAUAUACUGUUAGCAUGGAUUUUAUUAAAACGGUUGAAACAAAAACCUGGUCAAAUAAACAACUUGUCAAUUUACGCAAUCAUCCAUCUUAUUCAAUGUUUAGAAAUAAAUGGAGUUUACCAGUUUACUUUCAAAUCAGAUUCCAAGAAAUAGCUGCAAAUGUUGAAAACGCUAUGAAGAAAGGUCUGAUAGAGAUUAAAGAAAGUCAAAAACUAUGUUUAAUUGAAGUUACCGAAGUUGUUAUCUGUCAAUUGAAUCGUUGUUGGGAAGAAGGAAUUUAUUUAGAUAAGUUGAUCCAUAGAUUUUGGAAAUUAACUCUACAAAUAUUAAGCCGUUAUUCAAGUUUUAUUGAUGAACAAAUAAAAUCUGUCCAAGAGAAUAACGCUACUGCAAGUCAAUCGUCUGAUUCAAUUUUACUGACAAAAUCAACUGAUUACUUUCCUGAAUUGUUAAUAUACUUUUUUGUCGAUUGUCUUCGAUUGGUUGAUUAUGUUCGCUUAGAAUUGAAGGGGGAAAUUUUAACUCGUCUCAACCAACGCCUGGUUACACAAACAAUGGACAACGAUAGUAAUGAUGACACUGUGAACUAUGAAACUAUAUUAAGUGAGUGUUUGGAGCAGUCAUGUGAACGCUUAAUUGCAUCGAUCAGUUCAAUAAUGGAUCUUAUCGUUCAAAAAAUUCAACAAAACUGUUCAAAUAGUAUUCGCCAAGUACUAGAUAUACCGCGUCAAUAUCGUUGGACUAAUCGAGAGUUUCCUUCUAAUGCAUCUUCAUAUGUAUCAAACAUUAUACAUCCUUUAAUGAAACUCGAUGCUUUAGGAUUACGUUUAUCUCAAUCAGUCCCUAACGCUCAACCAUUUUUAUCUACUUUAAUUAAGAAAUGCAUCACAACUGUUACUCAUGACUAUACAGCUCAACUAUCAGAAGUGUCUACAUCAGUGCGAAAAAUGGAAGAUAGUAUACGGCGAUUACGUGAAGUUAGACGUAGUAGUUCCCAAAUUUUCAACCAACCUCAAUCUGUCAAUGGUAGUAGUGGAUUUCACUCAGAUGAUAAAAUUCGUCAUCAAUUGUACUUAGAUGCUAAAGCGUAUAUUGAUGAAGUAAGGAAGUUUUGGAGUUUAGAUCGAGAUUAUACAUGUGAGUUGGACGAUUUUAUGGAACAAAUAGACACAAUUCGAACGGAGCCAAAUGUCUCCAUUAUGAAUACUAUUCCAGCAGUUAGUCAAGAGUGAUUAACAAAAUUAAAUUGUGAUAACUUUUAUGUACAUUAUAUAAUAUGGGUAUAUGUUACUUGACAACAUUUCUAUGCUUUGUCAAUCAAAUAAAGUUUGUCUACAUUG